Penicillium angulare is the source of this 1200-nucleotide messenger RNA. Its product is annotated as NAD(P)/FAD-dependent oxidoreductase. NCBI's taxonomy places the organism in Eukaryota, Fungi, Ascomycota, Eurotiomycetes, Eurotiales, Aspergillaceae. The coding region runs from base 1 to 1200 and encodes 399 amino acids. The transcript is spliced from 6 exons. Gene Ontology annotation, cellular component: cytoplasm. The record is from RefSeq and is a predicted model, not a curated record. Gene Ontology annotation, molecular function: flavin adenine dinucleotide binding; electron-transferring-flavoprotein dehydrogenase activity.
AUGGUCGCUAAUGCACUUCGCAAUAUUGUCGUGGUCGGAGGUUCUUUUGUCGGGCGGGGAACUGCCCAACAAUUAGCUGGGGUUAUUCCUUCCACACACAGAGUUCUUUUGAUUGAGCCUCAUAGCCAUUUUCACCACUUGUUUACUUUUCCUCGGUUUGCGAUCGUCCCUGGACAAGAACAUAAAGCGUUCAUUCCGUACGGUGGUCUCUAUGCGGCCUCACCUAACCCAGAGUCGCACGGGGUCGUUCAGGCUCGAGUGACAGCUGUUCAAUCUCAAUAUGUUGAGCUUGAUCGUGAAUGGCAAGGUUCAAAGCAAAUCCCAUUCGAAUAUAUUGUUCUUGCUACAGGCACUCGCCUCUCAAAGCCAGCAGCCAUGGAUGAUGAUGACAAACCAUCAUCUGUGAAAUACCUCCAAAAUCAUCAGGCCGGUGUCAAGCAAGCUAAAUCAAUUCUUCUCGUUGGAGGAGGAGCCGUGGGUGUGCAGAUGGCGACUGAUCUGAAAGAGUACUAUCCUGAGAAAAAUAUCACAGUCGUUCAGUCUCGGCCACAGCUCAUGCCCAGUUUCCACCAUAAAUUGCACGAGAUCGUCAAAUGUCGAUUUGACGAACUGGGAAUCAAACUUAUCACCGGCGCCCGAGUCAAUAUUCCUUUAGAAGGAUUCCCCAAUAACGGCACUCCAUUCAAUGUCCAACUUACGAAUGGGGAUUCCGUGUCAACCGAAUUUGUGAUCUUAGCGACCGGUCAAAAACCAAACAAUCAACUUAUCAGCCAUUUGAAGCCAUCGACAUCUGAUGGGUUGUCUGUCGUAAACCCAGAUAAUGGAUAUAUCCGCAUUCGACCUACCAUGCAGUUCCUGGACGAGCAAUACUCGAAUAUGUUUGCAGUUGGGGAUAUUGCGGAUACCGGGGCCCAGAAGGCUGCGAGACCUGGCUCAGCUCAAGCAGCGGUGGUUGCAAAGAAUAUUGCUUCAUUGAUUGAGGGCCAAGGGCCGUUGGAGACUUAUGUUAAGGGCCCCGGUGCCAUCCACAUCACAAUGGGCAUGAAAUACAACAUGGUCUUUAGGAACCCAAAUACCGCAGAGGGACAAACAGAACCGUGGACCAACGAGAAAGAUGAUGGACGAGAGGAUAUGAAUGUGGAGGGUAUGUGGCAAAGACACGGCAUACCAGUGGAAAAUCCUCGCGAGUAUCAUCUGUGA